GAUCACUCUUCGAGCUCUCAUCCUCUCUCUUCCUCUCUCUUCGAGCUCUCAUCUUCUCUCUUCCUCUCUCUUCGAGCUCUCAUCCUCCACGGCCCCGUGUUAAUGCUUUAAUCUGUAACUCUCUUUCCAUUCAGAGGUUACUACUAUUGUACGUUUUUCUUUCUCACACUCUUUUUUAUUUUUCUUUAACCUAAAACUCACUCUUUCCCCGGUUUCUUCAGAACUCCAUUCUCGGCUUUCUUCGAAGCGUUGAGCUAAGGGACUUGUAUGUGACUUUAGGUUAGGAAGGAAAAAAAAAAGGGAUUGGAAACUUGGCCUUGGAUUGCAAUGUUACUUAGUAUUUGUUCUGUUCAACAAUUUCGCAUCGUUGUAUGUACUUAAAAUUUGAUAGAAUUUAAAGCAUUUUAAUUGGAAAAGAUUGUUUCUAAGGGAAUGGGGUUGAAUCAUUUGCCCUAAGCCCCUAAGUUAAUUUGAAUUCAGUUGGGGAUUUAAGUCACUAAACUGUGUUGUAGGAGAUAUGUUAGUUGCCUGAACCUCUGUUCAUGGCUUUUUUGAAAACCUAUUCAAUUCACAUUGUUUCUAUUGGUCCAAGUUUCCCAUAUAGACUACACUCUGUAUGAUUGAAUUAAUUAUUAUUUUGUGAGAAUCUUACUUUGUACUCUGUUAGAUCUCUAUGAAGUUGAAUAUUGGGAUUCGGCUUUGUACAGACCUAUUAUUAGUUUAUUAUUAUGUCAAAGUUAGAUUACAUGAUUGCUUAUAUAUAGUUAACUUAAGGUGAGAAUGAAAUCCAUGUAGUUUUGAAAUUAAGAAAAUAAAGCAAUCCAAGGUGAUUUAGUCCAAUUACUCACGUUCUGGACUCUGAUCCAGACAUGCACUUCAUCUAUCUAACUGUUGUUAACACUUGGAUGUUUCUCCAGUCCUCACUCUCUCUCUUUCUCUCUGUCCAUCAACUCCAUGACUCUUUCAGGACACCAUAUCCAUCAUCAACUUCGUCACUCUUGGUAAAAGCCAUCUUGCACCUCUUUCUUUCUCUCAUCAACACGGCUUCCAUGUUCUUCUACCUCUAACUUCACAUUAGGUCUGUUCUGUUUCUGUGGGUUUGUGAAUCUUUGUGUCGUUAUGUUUGAUGAAAUGCCACAACCAUCACAAACUAUAGAAUUCCUCUGAACUGUAAUGUAGAAAGCUGUUUUGAUUUUUAGAAUUUCAAAGAUCGAGCUUUCUACAACUAGUUCUUCGCUUACAUGGAAUGAAACCAUAUACAUGUUCAAUGUUCAUAGAAAACUCACCAUUGCCACGAUUACCUACGCUGUUGUCUUUUAAAUGCCAUUUUCCUAUUCAGUUGGUGCCUAGCUUAUAUAUACAGUUCAAGUGACAAUUUAUCACUUCUUUAACAAUGGUGAAAUUGCUUCUUCAUUCUCUCUUGUUUGGUUGCAAUGUUUCUGGCACCAAAGUAGCUGUUAUGUGGAUGCACUUGUUGCAUGUCUAAGUAAUAAGAGAAACUUUAGUAUUAAUGCCGUUGAGCUGGUUAUUAGAGAACCUAAGACCAAUAGCUUCAAAUAACCCCUCUAGAAAAUUGGGCUCACUUGGUGGUAUGUUAAAAUACACAUCUGUUGAAACUUAUUCAGUCCUUCAAGCAAGCUGCCUUCAACACUGGUUUAAAAACUGGCAAGCACUUAGGAGAAACAAAUUGACAGCUAGCACUUUUGCUGCUGCUAUUGGGUUCAUAGUAAAAAAAAAUAAAAAAGUGGGCAGGGUAUUUUCUCUGUGAAUUUUCGGUUCUCAGUUACUAACUUUUACAAUGAAAGCAUCUUAUGGUUUAGUUUGGUGACAAUUUUACCUAACAUGCUUGGAAGACUGUGGCUAAGAUUCUCUUCCUUUUUAAUCUUAUUGCUUCUUGAUUUUAUUUCUGUGUCUUUAUUUUAAAUAAUCUCAGACUUUCUAACAUGGAAUUGGAUUCUCAAUUAUCGCAUAAACUGGAAACUUUUAUGUUUAAUUGGUUUUUCAACUUUUUACCAAUCACGUUAUUUGAGUUUGUUAUAACAAUUCUUUAUUAAUAAGUUAUAUGGGAAACUGUUAAAUUGAUGUCUCCAGCUGUUAGAGAAGAUUCAUUCCAGCUGUUAACUGGAGUGAGACAAGCUUAAAAGGCAUUGGCAGAGGAGAUCAAGGCAAGAUAUGAUAAAGCAGCUGUCAAAGUUGUUGACCUGAUUCUUACACUUCUACAAUUUGGAGGAUAUACACUAGUGCAAAAUUCAGUUGAUCUGUAUCGAAGCUUUGGGUUUGAUACACAGUCAGUCCUCAUUGGGCUCAUCAUAUUUCAGUUUGAUUCUUUGUGAUUGGAGAUUGGUGAAAAAAUAGCUUACAAGCAAUCUAAAUUUGCCUUUUAGCAUACUAUGGGAAAGCGCAGAAAGUUGAAUAUCAUUCAAAAUGAUGGUCAAUCACAAGCAAAAGAGCAAUCAAUUGAAAGCUCUACUGAAGUGAACCAAAAUAACAACUCUAUACUUGAAGAAAAUGCACAAUUUGAAGGAGAACAACACAUACAAGAAGAUAGUCAUGUUCAGUCUCAUACUUCUCUUGAAAGUGCAAAUGAAAGUUCAACUAAAGAUAAAAAGAGAACCAGAGGUUAUACACAUAUGCUAGAUGUGUGGAACUUGCCAGAUGGAGAAUUCAUACUUUUUGAAGUAGAUCAUUGGGGCAAUCCUAUGGGUUGGGAAGGGAAAACUCUACUGAAUGCAAUUGGGAGCUUGGUAAGGAGACACCAAUGUGCUCCUAUCAAUUUUCUUAGCUGGAAAGACAUGCCUAAGGACUAUAUUACUGACAUGGUUGAAUUAAUUCAGAGUAAGUUUCGAUUUGUUCCUGAAUUAACUGAACAAACAAAGAAAAUAUUGAUUGAUGACAUGAGUCUGAAAUGGAGGCAAUUUAAAUAUGAACUGAAAUCAAAAGGAUAUGAUGAGAGCAAAACUAAGGAGGAAAUGAUUGCUCACAUCCCAGAUCCAAGGGUUGAUCCUUCUCAAUAUCGUGAUUUAGUACAUUAUUGGUGUUCUGAGAAAGGGCAGAAAAUAAGCAAAAUCAACAAAAGGAGCCGCUCAAAAUAUGAGGACUUGCAUUGCAUGGGAACCAAUAAUCUUCCAAGACGGAUUCAUGAGAUGACUACAAAGGCUAAGGGAGUGCAACCUUCUAGGGCAGAAAUUUAUAUUGACACUCGAACUCGAAAAGAUGGAAGCAUUGUUACUGAAAAGGCUGCUAUUGUAAUUGAUGAACUAAAAAAGAAAAUGGUUGAAGCAGAGAGUUCGCAAAAUUUACAAAGCACGCAAGAUUCUACUGAUUGGACAAAUGAUAUAUAUUCAAAAGUCAAAGGACCUGAAAAAAGAGGACGUGUGCGUUGUCUUGGCAAGCUUCCACAUCAAGCAAGUUCAUCUCAAAACUCUUAUACAAACAAUAGAAUUCAAAAGUUGGAGAAUUUGCUUGGAAACCUUGUAGCUGUGCUUAAAGUACGAUUUGCAGAAGAUCCACAAAUUAAUCAAGUCUUAGAAGCUAUAGAUCAAGAGGUACCUACAAAUGAUUCUACCGGUAAAGAUCAUCAAACUACAAACAAUCUUAGCUAGAGUCUUGUUCCUUUUACUUGAAUGAUGAUUUGGAAAGCCCUCGUGCAAUUGGACCCUUCUUUAGGCUCUCACGGUCAAGGAAAAGAUGAUGGCAGCAUCAACCACAUGAUUAUUCUGUUUGUGUCCCCACUAUAAAUAUAUAAUUGGGUCAUCUAAUUGAUCUUUUCUGGAUGGGAUCACCUAAAUGAAUUAUUGAUUAACUGGACCAGCUUGUGAUAAUAUAUUGUUAAAUUUACACGUCCCAUUUUUCUUUUUUGAGGUUUGUUUUCUUGUAUAUGUUAUUGGGUGAUAUAUACUUGUUAAAUACAUACUUGAAAGACCUAUGCUAAAGCAAGAGUAUUUUACAAUUGGAAUGAGGGUGGGAAAAAUGUGAAGCAGAAAAGCAACCUUAUUUUCAUGUGAA
Messenger RNA from Glycine soja, 4005 nucleotides. RefSeq lists its product as uncharacterized. The transcript is spliced from 13 exons. NCBI's taxonomy places the organism in Eukaryota, Viridiplantae, Streptophyta, Magnoliopsida, Fabales, Fabaceae. The record is from RefSeq and is a predicted model, not a curated record. Bases 2391 to 3602 code for a protein of 403 amino acids.